CCCGGUGUCGUCCAGCUGCUGGAGUGGCUUGAGCUCCCCAACGACAUCGUGAUGGUGCUGGAGCGCCCAAAGCGGUCUCAGGACCUGCACCAUUUCAUUCGGGCACGGGGGUUCCUGUCCGAGGAGGUGGCGCGGGAGCUGUUCCGCCAGGUGCUGGAGGCCGUGCAGCACUGCACCAGCUGCGGGGUCCUCCACAGGGACAUCAAACCAGGGAACAUCCUGGUCGACCUGGCCACCCGGCAGGCCAAAUUAAUCGACUUUGGCUGUGGCACCUACCUGCAAGACACAGCCUACAUUCACUUUGCAGGAACACGGUCAUACAGCCCCCCGGAAUGGACCCACUUUGGCUGGUACUACGGCAAGCCAGCUACCGUCUGGUCCCUGGGCAUCGUGCUGCACCAGAUGGUCUGCGGGGAGCACCCUUUCAGGGGGUGCCAGAACAUCAGCUGGGACCAUCAGCUCUCACUGCCACAACGGCUCUCUCAAGAGUGCCAAGAUGUGAUCAGGAGGUGUUUAUCCAUGCUGGACAUCGAAAGGCCCUCGUUAGAAGAGCUGUUGUGUGAUCCCUGGAUGCAGGACAUUCAUCUGCCCUAGAAGAAGGGAGAGAGCCACAGGCACACUCUGAUGCAGGGCCCUGCUGGGGCCCUGGGCAGAACCCUGACAGCCUGGUCUCAGCCCCAGGGAAGGAGAAGGAGCCCCUGGAGAAGCUGUAGCAGGUGGGGCUGCUGCUGCUGGAGACAGCGAGGACGACAUCAAGGAUGACAACUCUUGCUCCACCUGGUCACGGGCAAGCUGAAGAUGAUGGCACUUUGAUUCUGGCACCUUCUCCAAAGCCAGGCUCCACAGGGAAUUUGCAGAUGAGUCCACACGCAGGGGAUGCUCCCAGAUUUGGGCAUUGCACAGCCUGGCCGGGAACACAAGGUUCCCCCUUUGCUGGAGCAGAUGCAGCUGAUCCUUCAGUCGGCUGCCCAGCUGCUUUUGGCAGGGCUUGGGGCUUGGGCUGGG
Messenger RNA from Vidua macroura (Pin-tailed whydah), 1005 nucleotides. RefSeq names its product serine/threonine-protein kinase pim-1-like. Gene Ontology annotation, cellular component: cytoplasm. Gene Ontology annotation, molecular function: ATP binding; protein serine/threonine kinase activity. Gene Ontology annotation, biological process: protein autophosphorylation. The record is from RefSeq and is a predicted model, not a curated record. Bases 52 to 594 code for a protein of 180 amino acids. NCBI's taxonomy places the organism in Eukaryota, Metazoa, Chordata, Aves, Passeriformes, Viduidae. The transcript has 4 exons.